AUGACCACCGGUAUGGUGGAAGGCAGCACCCCUUUUCACUACCCCGGACUGGGACGCACAGCUCUUCUGGCCAGUGCGAUCCGGCGCCCGCGGGCAGGGCGGGGCUGCAGUCAGCACCGCCCCGAGGGGCCGUCCGGGGCGGAACGGCCCCCCAGGGCCCUCCCCGGCCCAGGCCAUGACCCCCGCUGCUCUCUCUUGCAGGCUGGUUGCCGCGACCACCCGAGUCCGGCCGCCACCAGCUCCCGGACGGGCCCCGCGCGCCCCGUGUGCGGCUCCGCAGUGAGCCCACCCAAAAGCGGCGGAGGCGGAGGCGGAGGCGUCGACAUGGGGCUUAAGCUGUCCUGUCUGAAAGGCUUUAAAAUGUGUGUCAGCAGCAGCAGCAGCCACGAUGAGGCCCCUGUCCUGAGCAACAAGCACCUGGAUGUGCCCAACAUCAUCAUCACCCCCCCGACCCCCACAGGCAUGAUGCUGCCAAGGGACUCCAGGAGGACAGUCUGGCUGGAAGAGACGGGGUCAUGUCCGGAGGAUGGAGAAAUAGACCCUGAAGCCUGAGAAGGAAGAACAGGUCUGGGAUUUGUUGGCUCUGGCUCCGGCCCUGUCAUCCUCGUUCCACGUGUCCCCGGUGGGGUGUAGCCGCCUGGGACAGAAGUGCCGAGUAAGCCGGAUGGGAGAGUGAUUUCAGCACUUGACCAGGAGAAGUGUGGCAAGAUGAGCCAGGGACCAGCCCUGCACGCUUGCAGAAUGAUGUUUCCCUGGCCCCGUUGGUGGACCGGACCUCUGAUGCCUACACAUUCUUGCUGACCCCAGGGCCAUGGUGAUGGCCAUCAGGGUGCCAGGGAGAGGCUUUCUUCUGGACACACACACUCCCCGCACCCUGGACCACGCAGACGGUGCCCAGGAGAUCAGCACACACAAGAACUUCUUGCAAAGGAGUGGCUACAUUUUUUACAAGUUGUUUUACAGAUCUCAAAACAGUCCAAAAGUGAUUUAUAAUUUUUUUUGCAUUAUAAAUAAAGAUCCUCUGUAACGAAUGGUAAA
Messenger RNA from Myotis myotis, 1038 nucleotides. RefSeq names its product chromosome unknown C16orf74 homolog (gene CLMB). Bases 1 to 552 code for a protein of 183 amino acids. The transcript has 5 exons. NCBI's taxonomy places the organism in Eukaryota, Metazoa, Chordata, Mammalia, Chiroptera, Vespertilionidae. The record is from RefSeq and is a predicted model, not a curated record.